AUCAUUCUAACAAUCCACACAAAAUUUACACUUUUACACAAAAUUACCUUUUACCUUUUGUGUAGCUAACUUUUAUACGGAAGAAGUGCUAUUUAGUAUUUACACUUCAAAAUGGAAGUUGGCCAAGAUUUGGAGGACAUUGUCUUUUUAUUCGAUAUGGUGGUCACAAGACUGGAGCUGUACAAACCAGUAGAGGAACCCGAAAAAUGCGAAGUUCUAGUUAAGUUUGCAGGAAACAAUGUGAAGUUGACGCCCAGCCGUGUAAAUGUCAGCGACUUUGUGGGCAACAGGAAGACGGAGUUCAUCUCCAGUCCCUCCCAGCUGCGAAAUACCCUGGAAAACCAGGGAGUGCAGAUGAACGCUCGCUACGAAGGCUCUUCUUUGGGCAGUAAUGUGAUGCUCUUCCCCGACACCUUUAUCGAUAAAAUAUCUGCCACCAUGAGCGAUCUCUUUUACGAGGACACGAUCCUACUGAUGCGUCGAACUGACUGCAUCGGCACUUUAAGCAUACUUCUAUCACUAAUUGUCAAGUGCACGGAUCUAGAUAUUCCUCGGGAACCGCGCAGAUCGAGCUCGCGAAGGUCUUCACGAAAAUCGUCUACACUCGUGAUCGUUCCCAAAAAAGUGGAGCAAAAUGUCGAAUGCCAGGGCCUGGGACCAACAUUCAAUGCCCACGAUGUGCUGUUUGUCGUGGGCAAUCCCGAUCCUCUGCUGAAAAUUCCAUCGGAGCCGUGUCCUGAGCUUCCUCCAGGGGAAGGCGAUGAGCGGCUGGACUUGGACUUGCAGCGCUAUAGGAGUCUUCAGAAUCGUCGCGUGAUCUUUCCGGAUGACGACUCCUGUCCCAAGGAGAAGCCCUCUCUGGUCCAGCUCAAAAAUCUCACCGAUGAGUUCUCAAAGAUCAUUGGCUUAGUCACGGAUAAAGUGAAGCGGUUGGAAGUGCCUACUAGCUCGGUGGUCGAUACAGAGCCACCUUCGGAAAGAACCGCUGCAACUCCAAGCACAUAUAAGGAAAUACCCGAAGAACAAUGGAUACCCGUGCCCCUGAAAGAGGAUGCUGAAAGCGAUGUAAAGCCCAUACGCUUUUGUCCAGUUUGCUUGUAUUCCAUGUCCUGGCUGCCAAAAUAUACACCAUGCCCACGAUGCAAUACAAAAGCACGUCCUGUCCGGGAGGGACCGCCAAAGAACAUCUUAACAGCCGAUGAAAUCGUAGCCGAGCAGCUGUUAAAGCCAAAGCAGCUCAAUGAAUCCGGCGACUUUUUCAAGAAACCUUGCCAAGAACCGAUCCUGCGUAUAAAGAAAGUUAAGAAAAAGAAGCAAACUGGAUUGGGUGAACCCGUUCCGGAUUCCCACUCGGAUGAGGAAUGCCCUCCGUGCCGCUGUACUUGCACAGUGGGUAAGAUUUGCACCCACUGUCGCGUUCGCAAAUUGUGCGAGGACAUCUUCGAAGGUGAAAAGGAAAUGGAGCCAGAGCGGCACAAGCGCGUGGAAGUGCCGCAACCUUGUUUCGACGAUGACUUUUGCGUGAUCGCCGAACCCAUCGAUGAUCGACCCUACCUGUCGAGAGUUUUCAGCGAACUCAAGAGUCUGUAUAGCCUGCACGACGCCAAGAAGCUGCUGGCUAUCAAAAAACGCUGCGAGUCCCAGACACUGCUUCCAUUUCGCGAAGCAAGAUCCUCCAUGUCCUUUAAUCUUUCCCGUGGUGUAUUCAAUCCGCACAUUCCCGGAACGUUCGGUCGCCAAACAGCUGGUCAUAAAAACUGUCUGCCGAUGAAGCACUCUGUUCCACGGCGCCAUGGCUGGAAUUGGCCCCGAUCUCAGGAGGCCAGGAAGCAGGGUUGGCGUCCAGGUUCCAUCCUUCGCGCCGCUGUCCGGGUGAUGCGCUACUUCCUGAUGUCCAAGGAAGAACGAAACUUGUGCCAAAAGAUUACCGCUGACCAUGAGAAGCAGGAACGAAGCGGUCUGCCAGUUCUGAAUGUUUGCAAGAAGGACGGAGUGAUAUUCGUUACUCUUUGUGCCUUAGAUACCUUGGACAUGAAACAGAAGCCCAUCACAUUCCGGAUCGUGAAGAGCGACCUGGCAGUGGCACUGCGUCAGAUUAAGCGCGCUUUAAAGGAUCAGGGCUUCAAGAAGUGCACCUGCCACAAGUCCCUGAUGCUGUGCACCUGUCGCGAUGCCUUGGAUAAGUUCCUCCUGAAUAAGGCCCUUAAAAAGGAGUGCCAGCGACGCAUCAUGGAGCCGUGUCCGGAGCACUUGGUGCUCACAGACACCAGUGUUAGUGACCUGGAGUUUGAUCUGGAUGUGACUCCACCGGCGGGAACUCAGUGGCCAAAGCAGAAUGCCCUCCGAAACGUGGUGAACCACGGCACCCAGACGGAGCUCCAAAAUAAGAUAACGAUUCCACCUAGUUAUCCACUGCCGGAUAGUCCUUACUGGAGGGCCUACGACUGUGCCGCCGGAGAUCGGUACAUGGGCACAGCCUUCGGCAACAAUGUGGAGACCGUGUUUGAGGACGGAAUAUACGGCUACAUGGGCGGAGGUCAGCAUGGGAGGGCUCCCGUUUGGCGAGAUCCGAGGGUUUGGGGCAGCCGAACGGGCGCACCCAUGCCCAUUGGAACCGCUCCAUCUGCCAUAGAUCCAUAUCGGUUCACUAAAACUGUUUGGAAGGGACUUCCAAAAAAGAUUGUUAACCAAAUGCGCACUAAUCGAAAACAAUAUUAGUUUUAACAAUAAAUGUUUUUAUACCCUU
Drosophila elegans is the source of this 2746-nucleotide messenger RNA. RefSeq lists its product as uncharacterized. The transcript has a single exon. Bases 112 to 2718 code for a protein of 868 amino acids. Lineage: Eukaryota; Metazoa; Arthropoda; Insecta; Diptera; Drosophilidae. The record is from RefSeq and is a predicted model, not a curated record.